AUGAGCGACCUUAUAUCUCGCCCAGGUCCUUCCGGGGGCAACCCUCAAGCACAAGACCCCACAACGGCGCUAAGACGGGCGUUGGUGGCCUUUGAGGAUGUGCUCACAGAGGAGCAAAAGCAGAAAUUUCUUGCAAGCAACGACAAACCGGACAUUGCGAGCGUGAUUUCAUUCGUGGCAGAAGUCGACGCGAAUAACAGCAGCACAGCAAGGAGAUGUGUUGCCCCGAGAUUGUAUUCCUUUCUCGAGUCGACGCAGCAAUUUACUGCUAUCGUAGACACUUUUGUCAGCUCCAAUCCUCAGAUUGCCGCUUUGGUCUGGGGAGGAGUCAAAUUCGCUAUCCUCUCGGCAAGCAACAUUUCAUCCUACUUCGAGAAAGUGACGAGCAUGAUUAUGGAGAUCGGCAAGACUUGUCCAAGAUACCAACAGUUUGGCCAACUCUACCCCGGAUGCACUGGCCUCCAGCGUGAACUAUGCGAAUACUACGCAACUAUUGUUCGUCUUUGUAUCAAAAUUGUUGAAUCAUGCCGACGAGCCCCUGUUUCACAGAUUCUAUCCUCUGUUUUCAACCCCUUUGAAUCCGAAUUCCAGCCUCUCCUAAUUCAACUUGAACAGACUAUAAAAAGCGUGCGCUUGGAAAUUUCGCUUGCCGCCAACCAGGCCCUUGAAGAAAUGAGAAAGCUAGUGGAACAUGAAAGUCAUAACAGCACGUCCUUCCGCCGACUCGCAUUGAAAUUUCAUGAAAAGUCCGAGAAAGAGAACGCAGAUGCGAACGAGUGGCGGCUUCUCAGGUUGAAAAGAGAAAACGCAAAAUUGAGAUCUGCAGUCAAGGAUAACCUCUCAGCUUUCGACUUUGCAAAGCCAUGGAAGCAGGCUUUAAGAAAGCGCGUGCCUUCCACAGCGGAAUGGCUCCAGCAAGAACCAGUGUUCUCUCAUUGGAGAGAUUCCCCACAGAGCUCCAUUCUCUGGUGUCCCGGCAAAAUGGGCGCGGGAAAAACAAUCAUGAUGUCUAAUGUAGUGGCACAUCUAUAUAGCUCGAGACAGCCCGAUGAUGUUAUCUCCUACUGCUUCUGCUCUGUGGAGAACUCGGAAUCCCUAUCAGCCAGAAGCGUCUUUGGGACCAUCGCCCGCCAAUUGCUUUCUUCUCAAAUCGAGACUGAGAACAUUCAAAAGCUCCGAGAACUCGAGAGUAUGACUCAAAAUCUCGAUACAUCACAGGUUAUUGACCUGCUUCUCUCAUACCUCGGCAGCGGCAAACAGUACUUUUUAGUGCUGGAUGGAGUUGAGGAAUUUGAAAGUGACGAGCUCAAAGAUCUGACAUCAGGUCUAGCUACACUUUGUCGGAGCCAAAAUCAAACCUUUAAACUGAUCUGCGCAGGCCGUUUUGAACUUGAAAACAAGUUAUUCAAUUUGAACAAACUUAACUUGACUAUCCCGAUUACAGGCCAAGAGGUCGAUACAGACAUAGAUCGGUAUAUCUCGACUAUCCUCAUUCGUUGUCUCGAGGAAGAGCAGUUGAAGUUAGGAGACCCUGGUCUGAUAAUCAAAAUAUCCGACGCAUUACGCGAUGGAUCUAAUGGCAUGUUUCUUUGGGCCCAUUUGACCAUCCAGGAUCUCUGUGCCCAACAAAGCGAUAAUGACAUCCUCGCUGCUCUGGAAACCCUUCCUCGGAGCUUACAAGAUAUCUUUGAUCGAAGAAUCUCUCGUAUCCGAGUUCAGCAACGCAGUGAUAACGCCCUCAAGGCUUUGAAAUACUGCGGUAUUCUCAAGCGUCCACUGGCCGUAAUGGCGUAUCAAGAAUUAUUAAGCCUCUCUCCAUACCAAAAGUCUCUUGAUCGUGGAAGCUUUCCCAACGACAUGGAUCAAGUUUGGAGCGACUGUUGUGGCUUAGUGUUUGUGGACGAGGAAGAAGGCACUGUCCACUAUGUUCAUCAAAGUGUCAGAAAAUAUCUUUUCAACACCGUAAGCUCACAUUUGAACGGCUUUAACAUCGAAAGUAUUGAUAGCCGGCUCGGACUUCUCUGCAUGACCUAUUUGGACCUUUCCGACUUCAAGCGCCAGUUGGCGAAGGUACUCAAGUCUUCUAAUGCUCGAUUGCAACCAGUUCAGUUUGGCAUUUCAUCGAUAUCUCAUUCAAGGAGCACAAAGAAUCGAAUAGCAUUAAAGUUGCUUUCGAAUCAUCGUCAGAUUCAAAAUCCCAGCUCACAGGAGCUGGGGAGGAAUAUGGAAAGAAUACUCCAUGACUUCAUGUCUUCAUCUCAAACCCCUGAACAGGAGAAUGAAUUUCAUUUCCUUGAAUAUGCUCAGGCACAUUGGAUCUCCCAUACAUCGAACAAAGCGACCUUCGAAAAUCCGGAUAUGUGGGCUUUGUUUCGUAGGUGCUUGAAGAACGCCGAUGUUGUUGCACAUAAACCAUGGAGCGAAAACUCUAGUCGGUCUCUAUCCAAAGCUGAGGUUAUCACGCAGCAGAGUCACUUUACCUUGCUGUUUUAUUCUUGUAUAGGAGUGCCAGGAAGGCUAGAAAAAGAGGAUUUGAUUCAAAUCCUAAGGGAUUGCAAAUUGAAGGAUCGGUUUCUAUUCACAAAUGAGAUACUAUCUGAGAUCAAAUCUGAUAACCUCUCUGACUAUGCGCUCUUUUAUGCCGCUGAAGCAGGCUGCCUUGGAUCGAUCCGUCGUUCGCUCGAAUCCAAAGCAGAUGUGAAUAUCGUGGUGUCCGGCUGCUCAGCGCUCCAGGCAGCGCUAAAGGGAGCCCACUCGGCAGUAGUACGGGAACUACGGCUCGCCGGGGCGGAUGUCAAUUCCCACUGGAAUCAGGAAUCUUGCUACACUUGA
Molecule: messenger RNA, 2832 nt
Organism: Penicillium cosmopolitanum
Lineage: Eukaryota; Fungi; Ascomycota; Eurotiomycetes; Eurotiales; Aspergillaceae
Exons: 2
Coding region: 1-2832 (943 amino acids)
Molecular function (GO): protein binding
Source: RefSeq, a predicted model, not a curated record